This is a messenger RNA of Triplophysa rosa, 1791 nucleotides long. It is a transcript of the gene josd2, whose product is annotated as Josephin domain containing 2. Gene Ontology annotation, molecular function: cysteine-type deubiquitinase activity. The transcript has 6 exons. The record is from RefSeq and is a predicted model, not a curated record. Bases 126 to 680 code for a protein of 184 amino acids. Gene Ontology annotation, biological process: protein deubiquitination. NCBI's taxonomy places the organism in Eukaryota, Metazoa, Chordata, Actinopteri, Cypriniformes, Nemacheilidae.
GCGUCACCGCAACAACAACAAUAACUUCCGCCAGAGCGGCUAGCGCUACGGACAAGAAACCGAUAACAUCCUCAUUCCAGAUAUUAUCCAUUGCACUGCGGCUUCUGUCUUCCAUUAGGGUGAGUAUGAGUGGAGGCGAGGUGUUUCAUGAGAAACAGAGAUUGGAGCUCUGCGCCAUCCAUGCCCUGAACAACGUGCUUCAGGAGAGAGUGUUCACCAAGGAGACAGCAGAUGACAUCUGCAAGCGGCUUGCCCCACAAUGUUUGAUGAAUCCACACCGCUCAGUGUUAGGCACAGGAAACUAUGAUGUAAAUGUUAUUAUGGCGGCUUUGCAGAGUCGGGAGCUUGCUGCUGUAUGGUGGGACAAACGCAGGUCUGUACAGAAUUUAUGCCUGGACAAAAUUCAAGGCUUCAUUUUGAACGUCCCAUCAAGGGUGUCGCUGGGAAUUGUGUCUCUCCCACUGAGACGCAGACACUGGCUGGCAGUACGAGAGGUCAAUGGACAGUACUAUAACCUAGACUCCAAAUUAAAGGGGCCUGCCUGUAUUGGCGGUGAAACAGAACUCAGGUCAUUUCUCAUUGAACAGCUUUCUCAGGAUGUUGCAGAGAUGCUCCUCGUCGUCCAGAAGGAAGUAGAAGACGAUGGCACGUGGCUGAAACCAGACGACCCCAGGAAGUGAUUUCUCCCAACGGGACAUUCUCUUUCUCUCAAUGUGGAGCCAAGUAACUGAAUGAGAGUCACUGGAGGGCUCAUUUAUAUCAUGAGCCGUGAAGAGCUCUACGAGAUGAUUGUGGGUAAUGUGCUCACAUUCAUUCACGCAGACACAAAUGAAUGUGAGAGAAUGAUCUAGUGUUAAAUCAAAGGGAUGCCAUACCCAAUAUGAAGGAACUGUUAACUGGCUGUGUGGUUUGUGGGAAGACACUACUUUCGCUGUCCCAACUGCAUCACUCUUCUCUGUCUCUCGAUCUUUCUCCUCUCAGGAACGAUGAUCUCUCACUUUAUCUGUGUCUAUGCACUCCGCUGCUGAAGUAGCUCAAAUGUUUGUGCGUCUUUAUUACGACUAUGCACAGAAAUGGUACUCUAAUGUUACUCAAUGUAUGGUAGAUUGCCUUUUAGAUGUCAGUGUACAUUUUACUAUGCAUAUACGAAAGCGAUGAAGAGUUUGUCUGUCUCAUGCGUGUCCUUUAGCUUUUAAGCUCUUUCACAAACUGCCUCAUCUACAUCGACUUGGAGAGAACCACCAAAGGGAGGGACAAAGAAUAAAUUUGAUUUGUUUUAUUUAUUUGAAUUCUUGCUUCUCUUUUGAGUGUUUUUACUCAUGUGAUAUGACUCACUGUGCUAGUGUAGGAAUCGGAAGAACUUUCCAGUGUUUCUAGUUUCUGUUUAAAAUGUCCUGCUUUGUGUCUAAGCCGUCGCUUCCAUCUCAUCGCUAAUGUUUGUUGAAUUAUGUUGCUGGUUCUGUCAGGGCCUUUCAUCGGAUUUUAUUUCGUUUUUAUCUUUAUGCACUUUGGGAUGAUUGCUGUUCAAUGAUAUAGCAACAAUUAGCAGAUCCUAUACUUUUGCAGACAUGAUAAUACAUUUUAAAUACAUAGUUCAUGAGUAAAUAAAUGUGCAUUACAUGAUCAACAGUAUAUACACAGACACUUAUUUGUGCUUAUUGAAGGUUCUCUUUUUGCUUAGACACUCCUGUUGUUGUUGUUGUUUUGUGACGUGGUCCUGGGUAGCAGUACAUGUUUCAAUUCAUCCCAUAGAUAAAGUAAAAUAUUUCUCUAUCUUCAAUCUUGCAAAAU